Molecule: messenger RNA, 4414 nt
Organism: Kogia breviceps (pygmy sperm whale)
Lineage: Eukaryota; Metazoa; Chordata; Mammalia; Artiodactyla; Physeteridae
Gene: CAND1
Product: cullin associated and neddylation dissociated 1
Biological process (GO): protein ubiquitination; SCF complex assembly
Cellular component (GO): nucleus
Source: RefSeq, a predicted model, not a curated record
UGCCUUAGGGAGCGAGUGCGGAGGGAGUGGGAGUGGGACGGCCCCGAGUGGAAGUGUCUGCCUCUCCGGGGAGAGCCUGCACUCCUCGCUGCUCAUGAGCUCGUUUUCCGGCGAGCAGCGCCGUCGUUAGGUCGGCCCCGUAGCCUCUGCUUCCCCCGGGACAGGCCUACGCCUCUCCGGGGAGGGGGCAGCCCGUCGAGGCGCCUCCCUUGUCAGCGUCUGCGUCGCGCUGUGACCCUGGAAGCGGGAGCCGCGGCGAGCGAGAGGAGGAGCCCCAGCGGCGGCGGGCAGCAGCACGAGCAGCGCCGGCGGGCGGGAUCGAGGCCGGCAACAUGGCGAGCGCCUCGUACCACAUUUCCAAUUUGCUGGAAAAAAUGACAUCCAGCGACAAGGACUUCAGGUUUAUGGCUACAAAUGAUUUGAUGACAGAACUGCAGAAAGAUUCCAUCAAGUUGGAUGAUGAUAGUGAAAGGAAGGUAGUGAAAAUGAUUUUGAAGUUACUGGAAGAUAAAAAUGGAGAGGUACAGAAUUUAGCUGUCAAAUGUCUUGGCCCUUUAGUGAGUAAAGUAAAAGAAUACCAAGUAGAGACAAUUGUAGAUACCCUCUGCACUAAUAUGCUUUCUGAUAAAGAGCAACUUCGAGAUAUUUCGAGUAUUGGCCUUAAAACAGUAAUUGGAGAACUCCCUCCAGCUUCCAGUGGCUCUGCAUUAGCUGCUAACGUAUGUAAAAAGAUUACUGGGCGUCUUACCAGUGCAAUAGCAAAGCAGGAAGAUGUCUCUGUUCAGCUAGAAGCCUUGGAUAUUAUGGCUGAUAUGUUGAGCAGGCAAGGAGGACUUCUUGUUAAUUUCCAUCCUUCAAUUCUGACCUGUCUGCUCCCCCAGUUGACCAGCCCUAGACUUGCAGUGAGGAAAAGAACCAUUAUUGCUCUUGGCCAUCUGGUUAUGAGCUGUGGAAAUAUAGUUUUUGUUGAUCUUAUUGAACAUCUGUUGUCAGAGUUGUCCAAAAAUGAUUCCAUGUCAACAACAAGAACCUACAUACAGUGUAUUGCUGCUAUUAGUAGGCAAGCUGGUCAUAGAAUAGGUGAAUACCUUGAGAAGAUAAUUCCUUUGGUGGUAAAAUUUUGUAAUGUAGAUGACGAUGAAUUAAGAGAGUACUGCAUUCAAGCCUUUGAAUCAUUUGUGAGAAGAUGUCCUAAGGAAGUAUAUCCUCAUGUUUCUACCAUUAUAAAUAUAUGUCUUAAGUAUCUUACUUAUGAUCCAAAUUAUAAUUAUGAUGAUGAAGAUGAAGAUGAAAAUGCCAUGGAUGCGGAUGGUGGUGAUGAUGAUGACCAAGGGAGUGAUGAUGAAUACAGUGACGAUGAUGACAUGAGUUGGAAAGUGAGACGUGCAGCUGCUAAGUGCUUGGAUGCUGUAGUUAGCACAAGGCAUGAAAUGCUUCCAGAAUUCUACAAGACCGUCUCUCCUGCACUGAUAUCCAGAUUUAAAGAGCGUGAAGAGAAUGUAAAGGCAGAUGUUUUUCAUGCAUACCUUUCUCUUUUGAAGCAAACUCGUCCUGUGCAAAGUUGGCUGUGUGACCCUGAUGCAAUGGAACAGGGAGAAACACCUUUAACAAUGCUUCAGAGUCAGGUUCCCAACAUUGUUAAAGCUCUGCACAAACAGAUGAAAGAAAAAAGUGUGAAGACCCGACAGUGUUGUUUUAACAUGUUAACUGAACUGGUAAAUGUAUUACCUGGGGCCCUAACACAACACAUUCCCGUACUUGUACCAGGAAUCAUUUUCUCACUGAAUGAUAAAUCAAGCUCAUCAAAUUUGAAGAUUGAUGCUUUGUCCUGUCUAUAUGUAAUCCUGUGUAACCACUCUCCUCAAGUCUUCCAUCCUCAUGUUCAAGCUUUGGUCCCUCCAGUGGUGGCUUGUGUUGGAGAUCCAUUUUACAAGAUUACAUCUGAAGCGCUUCUUGUUACUCAACAGCUUGUCAAAGUAAUUCGUCCUUUAGAUCAGCCGUCCUCGUUUGAUGCGACUCCUUACAUCAAAGAUCUAUUUACCUGUACCAUUAAGAGGUUAAAAGCAGCUGACAUUGAUCAGGAAGUCAAGGAAAGGGCUAUUUCCUGUAUGGGACAAAUUAUUUGCAACCUUGGAGACAAUUUGGGCUCUGACUUGCCUAAUACCCUUCAGAUUUUCUUGGAGAGACUGAAGAAUGAGAUUACACGGUUAACUACAGUGAAGGCGUUGACACUGAUUGCUGGGUCGCCUUUGAAGAUAGAUUUGAGGCCUGUCCUGGGAGAAGGGGUUCCUAUCCUUGCUUCAUUUCUCAGGAAAAACCAGAGAGCUUUGAAACUGGGUACCCUUUCUGCUCUAGAUAUUCUAAUUAAAAACUAUAGUGAUAGCCUGACAGCUGCCAUGAUUGAUGCAGUUCUAGAUGAGCUCCCCCCUCUUAUCAGCGAAAGUGAUAUGCAUGUUUCACAGAUGGCUAUCAGUUUUCUUACCACACUGGCAAAGGUGUAUCCCUCCUCCCUUUCAAAGAUAAGUGGAUCCAUUCUCAAUGAACUUAUUGGACUUGUUAGAUCACCUUUAUUGCAAGGGGGAGCUCUUAGCGCCAUGCUAGACUUUUUCCAAGCUCUGGUUGUCACUGGAACAAAUAAUCUAGGAUACAUGGAUUUGUUGCGCAUGCUGACCGGUCCAGUUUAUUCUCAGAGCACAGCUCUUACUCAUAAGCAGUCUUAUUAUUCCAUUGCCAAAUGUGUAGCUGCUCUUACUCGAGCAUGCCCUAAAGAAGGACCGGCUGUAGUGGGUCAGUUUAUUCAAGAUGUCAAGAACUCAAGGUCUACAGAUUCUAUUCGCCUCUUAGCUCUACUUUCUCUUGGAGAAGUUGGGCAUCAUAUUGACUUAAGUGGGCAGCUGGAACUAAAAUCUGUCAUAUUAGAAGCCUUCUCAUCUCCUAGUGAAGAAGUCAAAUCAGCCGCAUCCUAUGCAUUAGGCAGCAUUAGUGUGGGCAACCUUCCUGAAUAUCUACCAUUUGUCUUACAAGAAAUAACCAGUCAACCCAAAAGGCAGUAUCUACUGCUUCAUUCCUUGAAGGAAAUUAUUAGCUCUGCAUCAGUGGUGGGCCUUAAACCAUAUGUUGAAAACAUCUGGGCCUUAUUGCUAAAGCACUGUGAGUGUGCAGAAGAAGGAACCAGAAAUGUUGUUGCUGAAUGUCUAGGCAAACUCACUCUAAUUGAUCCAGAAACUCUCCUUCCACGGCUCAAGGGGUAUUUAAUAUCAGGCUCAUCAUAUGCCCGAAGCUCAGUGGUUACAGCUGUGAAGUUUACUAUUUCUGAUCAUCCACAGCCUAUUGAUCCACUAUUAAAGAACUGCAUAGGUGAUUUCCUAAAAACGUUGGAAGACCCAGAUUUGAAUGUAAGAAGAGUGGCCUUGGUCACAUUCAACUCAGCAGCACAUAAUAAGCCAUCAUUAAUAAGGGAUCUUCUAGAUACUGUUCUUCCACAUCUUUAUAAUGAAACAAAAGUUAGAAAGGAGCUUAUAAGAGAGGUAGAAAUGGGUCCAUUUAAGCAUACAGUUGAUGACGGCCUGGAUAUUAGAAAGGCAGCUUUUGAGUGUAUGUACACACUUCUAGACAGUUGUCUUGAUAGACUUGAUAUCUUUGAAUUUCUAAAUCAUGUUGAAGAUGGUUUGAAGGACCAUUAUGAUAUUAAGAUGCUAACAUUUUUAAUGCUGGUGAGACUCUCUACCCUUUGUCCAAGUGCAGUACUGCAGAGGUUGGACCGACUUGUUGAGCCAUUACGUGCUACAUGUACAACUAAGGUAAAAGCAAACUCAGUAAAGCAGGAGUUUGAAAAGCAAGAUGAACUAAAGCGAUCUGCCAUGAGAGCAGUAGCAGCACUGCUAACCAUUCCAGAAGCAGAGAAGAGUCCACUGAUGAGUGAAUUCCAGUCACAGAUCAGUUCUAACCCUGAGCUGGCAGCCAUCUUUGAAAGUAUCCAAAAAGAUUCAUCAUCCACUAACUUGGAAUCAAUGGACACUAGUUAGAUGUUGGUUCAACCUGGGGACCAUUACAUUGACCAUAUGAUGCACUGAAUUGACAGGUUAAUCAUAAGACAUGGAAAGAAGUAAAGCUUCAAAAUGUUCCACUUUUUUUUUUUCCUUCGUGGAGACAGUUUGACUUUCUUCCAUUGUUGUUUUUUAUAGCAUUUAUUUCAGAAAUACGUAUUUCCAUAAUCCAGAGGUUGUAAAGCCACUAAUGUUUUAGUGGUUAGGGCAACAUUUAAAAUGACAUCUAAAAGUUAGGAUUGAUGGAGAUAGGGUCCAGUAUCUAUUUACCCUGUAAUGUUUAGGAUUAAAAUGUUAAAAUUUUGUGACCAUGAAUUUUCUUUCUUUUAUAAAUUCUCUCUUAUUUAAAAAUCAAAAAUUCUGCAAGA